AUGAAGAUUCCUUCUCCUUUCGUUACCUUAGCUGGUCUAUCAGCUUUCGCUUCAGCGUCCCAGAUUUUCGCCGGCUCGAACCUCUACUACGCAGCCGGCUUGACAUCGUCACAACAAGACACGCUGCUGUCCGGCCUGCAAGACGCUGGCGUCAAAGUGCUUCGAGUCUGGCUCGAUGGUCAAUCCGGAACCAUCAAGGGAACAACCAUCAACAGCUUCAACAGCCUCCAGAGCAGCAGCCCAUCAAGCUACGACGAAACGGUGCUCAACCGACUCGACGACUUCAUGGCCAAAGCCAAAGGCUACGAAGUCAAACUCAUGAUCUCUAUGCAUAGCUACAAUACUCUGGAAGCACAUGACGAUUUCUAUGGGCAGUGGUAUGGCACCGGCGAUUUCUACACUGAUGCGAAUGCUCUUCAGUACUUCAAAGAGCGAAGCGCUCAUGUACUGGCUCAUGUAAAUUCACAUAAUGGCAAGACUUGGGGGAACAGUCCUGAGUACAUCUUCGCUUUCGAGGCUCAGAACGAGGCUAUGCACGACAAUUAUAAACAGUCGAACGUUCCUGCCCUGGAGCAGUGGCAGUGCACCAUGGCGACAGCAAUCAAAGACAACAUGAAGUGGACCUCAGACAUCCUCGUCACAACCGGCGGUGGCGCCUACGUCGAUGCCUCCCUUCCAGCUGGAUACUUCACCUGCGACGCCCUGGACGUGCUGGCGAUCCACGCAUACGGCGUCGGCGACUUCUCAGAAUCGAAGCUACAGCCUUAUGUCCAAAAGGCCCAAGACAACGGAAAGAAACUCAUCAUGCAAGAAUGGGGUGCGUGCUACUUCGACACUUCCAACAAUCGCUGCAACCCCUCUAGCCCGUUGGCCAGUGGUACGAGAGAUGACAAUAUUGGGAAGUGGGCUCAGACAUUCAACGAGGUUGAGAUCCCGUGGAUGUACUGGCAGAUCUUGCCGAAUGAAGGUCCGCAUCAGGACUGGGACUAUGAGAUUGGAAUCGGCGGGAAGAACUGGGAUACUCUGAAGUCGGUAGCAAAGGGAGCAGCAGGCUAUGGCUCGGCUUUUGACUUUUCGAAGUGGCUCUAG
Zasmidium cellare ATCC 36951 is the source of this 1089-nucleotide messenger RNA. Its product is annotated as glycoside hydrolase family 5 protein. The transcript is spliced from 3 exons. Lineage: Eukaryota; Fungi; Ascomycota; Dothideomycetes; Mycosphaerellales; Mycosphaerellaceae. The coding region runs from base 1 to 1089 and encodes 362 amino acids. Gene Ontology annotation, molecular function: hydrolase activity, hydrolyzing O-glycosyl compounds. The record is from RefSeq and is a predicted model, not a curated record.